CCACUUGAAAGAAGUCAAGACCUACCUCUCUCUCUAUUUACGCGUCUUCUACAUUUCUUUGUGAUCUGAAAGCUUAGUGAUCCUCUUCUUCCUGCUGUUAACGAUGAUGAUGGCUUCUUCUUCUUCAUCAUCUAUGGCUUGCUGUUGGUUGUAUCACGUCUUCCUGAGCUUCCGUGGAGAAGACGUGCGCAAAGGCUUUCUUAGUCACGUUCUUAAAGAGUUCAAAAGCAAGGGAAUCAAUGUUUUCAUUGAUAACGAGAUCAAUCGAGGGAAAUCUGUUGGUCCAGAGCUUGUUAAAGCGAUCAGACAAUCAAGGGUUGCCGUUGUAUUGCUCUCCCGUAACUACGCUUCUUCAAGCUGGUGUAUGGAUGAAUUAGUGGAAAUCAUGAAGUGUAGGGAAGACGUUGGCCAAACAGUGAUGACCAUUUUCUAUCAAGUGGAUCCAUCUGAUGUUAGGAAGCAGACCGGAGAUUUCGGAAAAGCCUUUGAUGGAACCUGUGUGGGAAAAACAGAAAAGGUAAAGCAAGCAUGGAGGCAAGCUUUGUAUGAUGUCGCUGGUAUAGCUGGCUACCACUCUAGCAACUGUGGGAAUGAAGCUGAUUUGAUCAACAAAGUUGCAUCAGAUGUCAUGGCUGUGUUGGGUUUUACACCAUCAAAAGACUUUGAUGAAUUUGUUGGCAUAGGAGCUCAUAUCAGAGAGAUACAAUCGAAGUUGAUCCUACAAUCAGAACAAGUUAAGGUGAUUGGGAUUUUUGGUCCUGGCGGGAUUGGGAAGACGACCAUUGCCAGAGUUCUAUACAACCAACUGUCUCAUGCUUUCCCAUUCAGCACGUUUUUGGAGGAUAUCAGAGGAAGUUAUGAGAAGCCAUCUGGUAACGACUAUAGGUUGAAGUUGAGGUUUCAGAAAAACAUGUUGUGUCAAAUAUUCAACAAAGGGGACAUUGAGGUUCAUCACUUAAGAGGAGCUCAAGAAUUGCUGAGUGACAAAAAAGUGUUUGUUGUUCUUGAUGAAGUGGAUAAUUGGUGGCAACUAGAGGAAAUGGCAAAGCAUCGUGGAUGGGUUGGUCCAGGAAGUAUUAUUAUCAUUACAACCGAAGAUCGAAAACUUCUCAAGGCAUUCGGACUCGGGAUAGAUCAUAUCUAUAAGAUGAAAUAUCCAACUAAUGAAGAGUCUCUGCAGAUCUUCUGCCAAUAUGCUUUCGGCCAAAAUUCUCCAGAUGAUGGUUUUGAAAGUCUUGCUUGGGAAGUUACUUGGCUUGCUGGUAAUCUUCCUCUAGGCCUGAGAGUUAUGGGAUCGUAUCUACGAGGAAUGUCCAGGGACGAGUGGAUACAGGCACUACCAUGGCUCAGGUCUACCCUUGAUAGAGAAAUUGAAUCAACUCUAAGAUUUAGCUACGACGCCUUGGGAGAAAAUGAAAAAACUCUUUUUCUGCAUUUAGCAUUUUUCGGUACUGGUUUUAAGGUUGAUAGCUUCAAAAGGUGUUUUGCAAACAGUAGUCUGGAAAUCAACCAUGGGCUUGAAAUUUUAGCUCAAAAAUCUCUUAUAUCUAUAGAAGACAGAGACGUAAAAAUGCAUAGAUUACUGGAACAAAUGGGUAGAGAAAUUGUCAAGAAACAGUCUAUGGAGAAUCCAUCAAAACCACAUUUCUUGAUGGAUACCAAGGAGAUUCGUGAUGCGCUUAAUGAAGAUACUGGUAAUGAAAAUGUUCUAGGCAUACGAUUGCGUACGAGCGAUGAAAUCCAAAUAAAUAAAAGCGCUUUCCAAGGGAUGAAUAAUCUCCAGUUUCUAUAUUUUGGCUCUGAUACCAUACGCACACCCGAGGGCCUCGACUGUCUUCCCGACAAACUCAUAUUCCUACGUUGGUACGGCUGUUCAUUGAGAGUUUGGCCUUCUAAAUUCUGUGGCAAGUUUCUUGUUGAACUAAUCAUGCGACGUAGCAACUUCGAGAUGCUUUGGGAAGGAGUCAAACAUAUCCCAUGCCUCAAGGUGAUGGAUUUGAGUCACUCUUGGUAUCUGAAAAAGAUUCCAGAUCUCUCAAAAUCAACAAGUCUCGAGGAAUUACAUCUCUCUCACUGCAGAAGCUUGUUAGAGCUCACAAGCUCUAUUGGCAAUGCCACUAAACUUUAUCGAUUAGAUAUUAAAGGGUGUGCAAACAUCAAAGACUUCCCAAAUGUAGCUGACAGCAUCCUCGAGUUGGAGUUGUGCGCUACAGCCAUAACGGAGGUUCCCCCAUGGAUCGAGAACCUAUUUCGUCUGCGUGAACUAAUUAUGUGUGGAUGCGAGAAGCUGAAAACUAUAUCGUCAAACAUUUCUAAGUUGGAGAAUCUUGAGUUUCUUGCUCUGAGUAACAAAGGUUACUGUCUUCAUGAUCAUUAUGUAGAUGAUGAAAAUAUAUAUAAGUGUUAUGACUUAUUUGAAGCAAUAGUCGAGUGGGGGCCUGACUUUAAGCGCAGUUGGAUAUUAAGAUCAGACCUGGACAUUAACUACAUCUUGCCGAUAUGUCUACCCGAGAAGGCUUUUACAUCUCCUAUAUCAUUACGUUUCCGCAGCUUUGAUGGUAUCAAGACUAUUCCAGAUUGCAUCAGACGUCUCUCUGGACUAAUUAAGCUUGACGUCAAUAAAUGCAAAAAGCUCGUAGCACUUCCACCACUUCCAGAUUCCCUUGAAUCUUUAGAUGCACAAGGUUGUGAAUUUUUGAAGAGAAUAGACUCCUCCUCUUUUCAAAAUCCAAACAUUUGCCUAAACUUUGCUAAGUGCUUUAACCUAAAACAAAAAGCAAGAAGGCUAAUCCAGACAUCAGCUUGCAAAUAUACGGUCUUACCGGGUAGUAAAGUGCCUGCACACUUCACUCACCGAGCCAGUUCAGGUUCCUUAACGAUCAAUUUGACUCCAAGACCUUUUACUUCAUCCUUCAGAUUCAAAGCUUGUAUCUUGCUGUCAAAGGUAUAUGAUCAACCUGGGGAUACCAAUGAUGAUGAUGAAAAAGAGGGUGAGAAUUCAUUGACGAGCAUGUCUUAUUCCGUGUGGGGUAAACAGAAUGGCCGCACGGUCGGAAGUGGAUCAAACCAGCUCCUUAUCCCCGCUCUAUAUGGAAAUAAAGAGCAUAUGUAUAUAUUUGAAGAUUCUUUUUCUCUAAACAAGGAUUUCCCCGAAGCCGAAGAAACCACUUUCAGCGAGCUUAGUUUUGUGUUCAUAGUCGAUGAUGAAACCUGCAAGGUCGAAGGCUGCGGUGUACGACUUUUAGAGGAAAAUCAUGAAAGUGCAGGUGGUGAGGAUGAAGAAAAGGAUGACGAUGAUGAUGAUGAUAGUGGUGAGGAUGAAGAAAAGGAUGACGAUGGUGGUGAGGGAGAUGAAGGUGGUGAUGAUGACAAUCAUGGAAACACAGAAGCAAACAAAGAAACUGAGAAGAAGAAUCUAGACGUGAUGACACGUCUGAGUAGUUGGUUAAGGUACUUGAAGAAAUGAAAACGGCUGCAGAGACGGUGGAGAUAAGAGUUAAGGUCACUGAGGUGACUUCGAAAGUCGUAGAGGCGAUUGGUUAUGUAACUGUGAUAUUACCAACAGUGAAACCGGUUUUAGAGUCUUCUUUUUUGUCUAUAAUUCUAGCGUUGCCAUCUUCAAACCAAGCUGAGAUACUGACUGAGUAGUUAAGCAAUAAUAGUAAAGUUGAGGUCUGGUGUUACAGAUCAAAAGUGGCCAAGAGAAGAUUGGGUUUGCUAGGGGUAGAGGAUGAUGGGAAAGACAUGUCUUAAAACUCUUUUGUUGAGCUCUGAAUCUAGCAAAAGAGUAAUAUUCUGUGUUUUUUGUUUUGUUUUGUAUGACUCUUUUAACUUGUUCUUGUGUGUUCUCUGCCAAAUUUAUUAUAGGCAGGUUGCACAAAUCUAUAAUUACUGUUGACAGAUGUUAAAA
Raphanus sativus (radish) is the source of this 3910-nucleotide messenger RNA. Its product is annotated as disease resistance-like protein DSC2. NCBI's taxonomy places the organism in Eukaryota, Viridiplantae, Streptophyta, Magnoliopsida, Brassicales, Brassicaceae. The record is from RefSeq and is a predicted model, not a curated record. Bases 104 to 3466 code for a protein of 1120 amino acids. The transcript has 5 exons. Gene Ontology annotation, biological process: signal transduction; defense response. Gene Ontology annotation, molecular function: ADP binding.